CCUGCACCGUGCGUGUAAAGCGGCAGAGGGAUGACGAGAACGACCUAUUUGCUUUCAUCACGGUUUUCCUUCAUUUGAUUUUGUCUUUGGGUACGGGUGCUUCAAGCGAUGGGGUUGUACUGCGCCUUAAUAAUACUGGCGCUAGCUUUGUUUGCUGUGCUUGUCACCUCUUACCAGACCCAUCAAUUGAACCAGGACCACAGGCGACUAUAUGUUCCCCAACUGAACCGGUUUAAACGAGGUGUACCAAGACGUGAUCACUGCGUGUUUGCGUUUAACAAAACGAAGAUUCCAAAGCAGCUUAAUACAGUCUUCACAGACCCUAGAACACCGUGUAUUAAAUGGAAGUGUUACCGGUCAGGAAGAAUAGGACUACUCAGGUAUAAGAGUGGUUGUCCGUUUGAGGGUCGUUGCAUCAUCUGGAACCCCUGGCAUCCAGAAGUUGAGAAGACAGGGAUUCCGUGUGACGAGAGGGUUUGCCGCAUCCACUGGGCGAGAGGUGUCCUUCAGUAUGGCAUGAUCUCGCCAAUAAAGAAAGCUCACUGCCACUACGACGGCACGUGUUACGCUUAUGGCGACGUGGUCCACUUCCCUGAAAACUGCACGACAGCUGUAUGUGACGUCAUCCCAAGGUACAGGCGAUGGAUGCGGAGACCCCUGUGGAAACCAACUGAUGCUGGGUGUGUGAUAGGAGACAAGUGCUACGAGAACGGCACGGCGCUAACGUUUGGCGUUUGUCUUCAACACACAUGUAAAGCCAGUGUCAAGAUCUCUCAGGGCAUGAAGAACAAGGUGUUUGAAUUCCGAUUCCAUGCUGUUGCUGAACUGGACCCAAUAAUUGAAGGUUGUGUCAAACAUACAGGCGGCUGCGUCAAUGUGAACGCUAGCUACCAGGCCUCGGAGUGUGUAUACCUCAAGUGUGUGCAGUCAAACAGCAAGUUUACACUGCAGGUGGACAAAGAAGGUUGCCUUCAUGACAGUGGUUGCAUCGACGUGGGCGCUGGCUACGGAGAACGCUGUAACACACAUACAUGCGAGAAGAAGAGGGAUGGAAACUCUAUAACCUACUACUUUGUAACAAGGAGAGCUAACGGAUGUCCAAACCAUUUUGACCCCCGAGAUACAAAGUGUUACAAGCAGGGGGAGAUAAUCACGUCGACAGACGCCUACGGGAGGACACAAGGCUGCCCUGGAGCAGUGGAGUGGAAGUGCAGCCAAGUCACUAAAACCGUUGAACCGAAAUGUAAAGAGUAACCCGCGUACUCGUGUGUCGACAGUACCACUAACACAGACAACACUGACGAUCUUGGAUGUAACACUGUUUCAUAGAACAUAAUUUUUAUAUUUCCCAUAUACUAACAUGGUUUCAGACCAUGGUAUAGAUAGACAUUAUGGGACGGAAAAUAAAUUGGAAACUUAAUACUCUUAGGCGAAGUCAGACAGAAUGUGCCGCUGCCUUAAUUUAUACCCCGAUAUCAUACGUCAUAGAGUGUUGUUCUCACUUAAAGCACACAUCCAAUGUUUGUUGUACAAAGUGACAAUGUGUCAUGGUUACUUUUCUUUCUACAUAUGUACCUGGUUAUUCACAGGUAAAUUGGCAGAAUUGUUAUGUAUAGGCAGCAUAUGACACUAAUACUAUGUUGAACGCUGAUACGAAGCGAUUGAUAACUAAAAACGAAGGCUUAACGGAGGAUGCUAACAUUUAAAGAGGAUAUGGUUGAUACCUACUAAACGUCUUUGCAAAAAGGAAUAUUUUGUAUUUUAAUGGAGAAAACACUCAAAUCUGUUGAUUUCGGAAGUAGAAAUAACGAGCCUCGGGAAUCAACAGAUUUGAGUGAUUUCGCCGGCUUAAACCAGGUGAUUUAAUAAAUAAUUUCUCCUAUAUUUUUCAUAAUGACAGUUACGUAUGGGUUACCUGAUAUAAUGCACGUUCAUAAUGGCCAGUGAAUUCCUGGAUCAGAAGGGCAAUAAUGGUUUAAUCACGGCAACAUAAGCCCCACUGUAUACGGGAAUGUGUUAAUGUGGCGAUCGCUGUCAGCUAAAUAAAGCAAGUGUUCCGCA
Messenger RNA from Haliotis rufescens (red abalone), 2061 nucleotides. RefSeq lists its product as uncharacterized. The transcript is spliced from 10 exons. The coding region runs from base 109 to 1254 and encodes 381 amino acids. The record is from RefSeq and is a predicted model, not a curated record. Lineage: Eukaryota; Metazoa; Mollusca; Gastropoda; Lepetellida; Haliotidae.